AUGGCAAUCGUACUCAUCGACGCGCUCCCCAAGUUCAUCUCCCCCGAGGAACACAGAAACCUCGUCGCGUCGACCCCCGCGUCGUUCUCCGACAUCCCUCCUGUCCUCCGCCACAAGGAAGAUAAUGUCUCCAUCACCCUCGACCCUCCAGUCGACGCGUUCUCUGCUGCAGAUGCAGCCAACGGCUCGCUCUACGUGAUUGAAAGUCAUCUCGUGUUUAUGUCCACAGCUGGCCGCGGGUUCCAACUCGAGUACCCGUCCAUCACUCUGCACGCAAUCUCCCGCGGCGAGCAGGGUCCCUCCAUCUACUGCCAACUCGACGACACCGUCAACGCGGCCGAAAACGCGAAGCCUCAGAACGAUGAGGAGGACGUCGCGGACAUGAGCGAGCUCACCAUCCUACCAAAAGACCCCUCUGCCCUCGAGCCUAUAUUCGAGGCGCUCUCCCUCUGCGCAUCUCUCCAUCCCGACCCGGGGGCGGACGACGAGAUGGACGACGACGACGACGCGUUCGUCGAUCCGGGCGAGUUCGAGACCUUCAACGGGACCGCCGACGAGGAGCUCAGCGAGGUCGGGAGGGUGCGCAGCGAUUUCCUCAAUAAUAGCCGUUUCGCCCCGUAUUAG
Molecule: messenger RNA, 624 nt
Organism: Trametes versicolor FP-101664 SS1
Lineage: Eukaryota; Fungi; Basidiomycota; Agaricomycetes; Polyporales; Polyporaceae
Exons: 3
Coding region: 1-624 (207 amino acids)
Biological process (GO): spliceosomal snRNP assembly; mRNA cis splicing, via spliceosome; cell volume homeostasis
Cellular component (GO): plasma membrane; cytosol; spliceosomal complex
Source: RefSeq, a predicted model, not a curated record